AAGUUAACCAAUCAUUUAAAAUGUAAACCCUAUUAAAUCCUAUUGUCAAGAAAUCUGACAUCGGUCUAGUUCAGGGAUGGUUCAUAUUAUAAAAACCACUCAGUGACCUUUUCCACAUAGAUGAUUAGCCCUAAUGCCUGAAGUAUUCAGAGGUCAGAAAUGUAACUCAGCAGUUUACAGGACAUGAUACUCAAUCUUUUCUAUUCAACUCAGAGGUGGAGGGUAUGAGUGUUAAAUCUCACCAUAUAACUAGACUAAAUAAAUCUUCAAUAACAGAUUCUUAUCUAUUUAGAACUAACGUCUCAACAAGGCAAUAUUAGAAAUGAAGGGUUAACAUGCCAGUUUAUUGAAAUGUCCAGUAGUAGAAAAUACAGCCAGUAAGUUGUGUGACACACAGUUGAUGUGUGGGAGCUUCAGACCAACUCCAUGGUGAAUGGGAGCUCUGUACCUUAUGUUUGUAUAUUUACUCAGGAAUGCUGUCUCCAUCUGAGGACCUUUUAAUCACCAUGGGGUCUUUUCACAUGACAAUUGAGCCACCUUGACUCGUCUACUUCCUGCACUGAGAACAUCAGACCUCAAAUGAGACAGUGUUUACACUUCAGAGUGGUGGGACUGUCCAGGGUGUGGUCUCACUGUCUUACAUAGGCAACAUAUCCACAAUGUGUGUUAGCGGCACGUGAAGCAGAUCCUGAAGGUCUGGUCUGGGAGAACUGCAACACAGUUAUGUUCUUCACCAUCAUCAGGUGUGGGAAGAAGAGGUGUAGGAUGUUCGGCAUGUCAAGUAACACAGUGUUGUUACUAAGCGUGUGUGCUGUGGAAAGAUGAGAUGUUGACUAUGUUAACCGCCUCACAGGAAGUGGAGUUUGGACUGUACUCUGCACAGGUUUCACUGGUUCAGAAAACAAUGAAUGACCAGCUUUUCUGAACGUUGACCCUCAGAGAAUGAUAAAUGCUCCACCUCUCAGCCUUCCUUAUUAAAGUUUGACCUGUCAUUUUUCUUCUCUGUUAUUGAGAGGACUGCGGUCGAGCAGAGCAGUCCCGGACAGUGCUUCGGACCUCUGAUCCACAACAAAUCUCCUGAAGAACUUCAGACUGGACAAAAACAUCAUGUUGAGUAGAGACCUUCCAGAUAUUGAGAGCAUCCUGGCUCUGAAUCCCAGGGUGAAAACUCACGCUCAGAUCACGUCCACAGCAAACAAGAAGAAAGAAAAGAAACACUGGAAAAGAAACCCAGAGAGAAACUGCGAUUCUUGUGUGAAGUUGGACAACAACUUUGACGACAUUAAACACACGACACUGAGCGAGCGUGGCGCUCUACGAGAGGCAAUGAGGUGUCUAAAAUGUGCCGACGCACCGUGUCAGAAGAGCUGCCCGACCAACCUUGACGUCAAGUCAUUUAUCACAAGUAUCUCCAAUAAGAACUACUAUGGGUCAGCACGGGCCAUCCUGUCAGACAACCCGCUGGGUUUGACCUGUGGAAUGGUUUGUCCCACGUCAGAUCUGUGUGUCGGAGGCUGUAACCUGUACGCCUCUGAGGAAGGGCCCAUCAACAUCGGAGGGUUACAGCAGUUUGCUACCGAGGUGUUUAGUAAGAUGGGCAUCCCUCAGAUCAGGAGUCCUGAACUCCCACCAUCCAAUGAGAUGCCUGAGUCUUACCACAGCCCCAUUGCUCUGAUUGGCUGUGGCCCUGCGUCAAUCAGCUGUGCUUCCUUUCUGGCCCGACUGGGAUAUGACAAUGUUACUAUAUUUGAGAAACAGAAGUACAUUGGAGGACUGAGCACAUCAGAAAUCCCCCAGUUCCGCCUUCCCUAUGAGGUGGUCCAGUUUGAAGUAGACCUAAUGAAGGAUCUCGGAGUCAAGGUGAUUUGUGAAAAGGGUCUCAGUGCUGAAGGAAUGACCCUGACGUCCCUGAAGGAGGACGGAUUUAAGGCUGUCUUUAUUGGAAUUGGUCUCCCUCAGGCAAACAGAGCUGAGAUCUUCAAUGGUUUGACCAUGGAUCAAGGCUUCUUCACCUCCAAAGACUUUCUGCCCCUGGUGGCCUCAGCCAGUAAGAAAGGUAUGUGUCAGUGUCGCUCGUCUCUGCCGGAGAUAAGAGGCGUGGUGAUAGUUCUGGGCGCUGGAGACACUGCGUUUGACUGCGCCACCUCGGCCCUUCGCUGUGGAGCCAGGAGAGUGUACGUCUGCUUCAGGAAGGGCUUCACCAACAUCAGAGCUGUUCCCGAAGAGAUGGAGCUGGCUAAGGAGGAGCAGUGUGAGUUCUUGCCCUUCCUGUCCCCUCGAGAGGUCAUCAUGAAGAACGGACGGGUCGCCGGGUUACAGUUCUGUCGCACUGAGCAGACUGAGAAAGGUGACUGGGUGGAAGAUGAGGACCAAGUUGUGAGGCUGAAGGCAGAUUACAUCAUCAGUGCCUUUGGUUCAGUGUUGAGUGACCAGCAAGUGAUGGAGGCCCUGUCUCCAGUGAAGCUGACCCGCUGGGGAACUCCAGAGGUGAACACAGACACCAUGCAGACCAGCGAGCCCUGGGUGUUUGCAGGUGGAGACAUCGCUGGUUUGGCAAAUACCUCAGUGGAAUCCGUGAACGAUGGCAAACAGGCCUCAUGGCACAUUCACAGAUACAUACAGUCCCUGCAUGGACAGACAGUGGACCCAGUCCCCAAGCUACCAUUGUUCUACAGUGCUAUAGAUGAGGUGGACAUCAGUGUCGACGUUUGUGGAAUAAAAUUUCCCAACCCGUUUGGACUGGCUUCUGCUCCACCCACCACCACCACAGCCAUGAUCAGAAGAGCCUUUGAACAAGGAUGGGGUUUUGCUCUCACCAAGACAUUUGGACUGGACAAGGACCUGGUGACAAACGUGUCUCCUCGUAUCGUGCGUGGCACCACCUCAGGUCAUAUGUAUGGACCAGGCCAAGGCUCGUUCCUCAACAUCGAGCUCAUCAGUGAGAAGACAGCAGCGUACUGGUGUCAGUCAGUGACUGAGCUGAAGAAGGACUUCCCCAAUAAUGUGGUGAUCUCCAGUAUCAUGUGUAGUUACAACAAGGAAGACUGGACUGAACUAGCCAAGAUGGCAGAGAAAUCAGGUCCAGAUGCACUGGAGCUAAACUUGUCUUGUCCUCAUGGGAUGGGGGAGAGAGGCAUGGGUCUGGCCUGCGGACAGGACCCGGUGCUUGUACGUAACAUCUGUCGCUGGGUGCGAGCAGCCAUUUCCAUCCCGUUCUUCGCCAAACUGACACCAAACGUUACCAACAUUGUUGACAUCGCCAAGGCUGCUUACGAAGGUGGGGCAGAUGGAGUCACAGCUACAAACACAGUGUCGGGUUUGAUGGGACUGAAGGCAGAUGGCUCUCCCUGGCCAAGUGUCGGGGCGGAAAAACGCACCACCUACGGAGGGGUUUCUGGUAACGCCAUCAGACCCAUCAGUCUCAGAGCGGUAUCAGCCAUUGCCAGAGCAAUUCCGGGUUUCCCUAUACUGGCCACUGGGGGCAUUGACUCAGCUGAGUCUGGACUACAGUUCCUCCAUGCUGGGGCCUCAGUGUUACAGGUGUGCAGUGCAAUUCAAAACCAGGAUUUCACAGUCAUUGAGGAUUACUGUGUAGGUCUGAAAGCUUUGUUGUACCUCAAGAGCCUGGAGCUGAAGGACUGGGAUGGUCAGUCUCCUCCGACAGCGAGACACCAGAAAGGAAAACCAAUUCCAAGACUGGAAGAAAUGGUCGGACAGAGCCUCCCCAGCUUCGGUCCAUACCUCAAACAGAAGAAGGAAACCCUCGCCGAGUACAAGAAAAAGCUCAGAGAAGCACCGAUAACUGAUGUGGUGGAAACUAACAUCGCCCGAGUUAACGCGCCCAAAAAACCUGUUCCAGCUGUCAAGGAUGUGAUCGCCAGAGCUCUGCGCUACAUUGGAGCAUACAACAAUCUUAACAACAUGGAGCAGGUGCAAGCGCUGAUAGAUGAAGAGAUGUGUAUCAACUGUGGGAAAUGUUACAUGACCUGCAAUGACUCUGGAUACCAGGCCAUAACGUUUGAUCCAGAGACUCACCUUCCCUUCGUGAAUGACAGCUGCACGGGCUGCACUUUGUGCUUGAGCGUCUGUCCAAUCAUAGACUGCAUCCAAAUGGUAACCAGGACAACACCCUAUGAGCCCAAGAGGGGUGUGCCCAUUAGUCCUGUCUGCUGAAAGGAAGAAAAAAACAACUAACCAAACCCUUUCUGUUUCAUCAUGGAGUUCACACAGUUCCAUUUUUUUAUUAUUAUAAGCUUUAUUUAACCAUUUAAGCCUUAUUGAAAUAAAAAAAUGAUAUGUUUUAACAAGAGAGUCGUACCCAAGCCAGGGUCAUACGACAAGCCAUGUCGUAUGAUCACAAUAUUUGUAAAAUAUUAAUCCAAAAGAAAAGUAAAGUAGGGAAUGAUUACAGGGAAUCAUGAUCAGUUAAAACCACAGCUGGAUAUCCCUCACCUCAUCCUUCCCCUCCAUGCUGGGAUAGAUUAUGAGCCAGAGGAAAAGGGUCAUUUGAGUUUGAAACCCUGGGUUUCACAUUAUUCAAAUGACUUGCUUCAACGAGCCUUUAUUCUGGUCAAGGAGAAAACCCCCCCACACAUUUUCAGUAGGAGGAGGUGGGGAAUAUGAAAAUAGCACGCUAAUCCAUCUUGAUAUUGCAAUAAUGAUGAUAUUUCACUGAAAUAGUAAAAGUGUUUGUUUUGAUAUGUAAUGAUUUGUCCAGUCCAUCUACCGAUACUGAUAACAGUCCAUUUGACACCUUUUUAAACUAUUAAUCUGCUCCCAUACAGACAAAAUAACAGAAAUUACUCUUUGCGUUAUCCGAUCCAGGGAUUUUGACCAGUAUGGGCUCAUCCGUAUAACAAAUAUAGACAGAAAUGAAGUACAAUAAAAAUUAACAUAUGUACAACUCUAAUUAAAACAUUAAACAGCUUUGUAUGUAUAAUUUACACUUAAUGUAAUACAUUUAAUUUCCUGAUAAAUACAAUCGGCCAAACAGUAUUAUUGUUAUUAAAUUAAAAAAUAUAGCUUGAAAACAUAAUUAGUAUUCUGUCUUCUAUCACCUAACUUGCACCUCACUGCGCCUCAGUGGUGGGCCACAGGCUGCGAGUUUGGGACCUGAUAUUAUUAUUAUUAUUUUUAAUUUAAAAAAAAAGAAGUAUCUAAUAUUUUUAUCUUAAUGACAGAGAAGGAAAGUUUGAAUUUAUGAAAAGUGUUAUAAAUCAAAGCAAUUAUAAUGUAAAUGUGUCGUUAAUUUGACUGUACAUGUGAUUCUGAAUACAUUAUCAGUUGUGUUGGUUUUUCAAAUGAAAUCUACAUUAUUGCAUGUGAAGGCUAAUGUAUAAAGAAAUGUACUUUUGACACAAUAAACCCUUACGAUUUCAAUAAAAAUCAUACCUUAAAUUA
Solea senegalensis (Senegalese sole) is the source of this 5400-nucleotide messenger RNA. RefSeq names its product dihydropyrimidine dehydrogenase b (gene dpydb). Gene Ontology annotation, biological process: uracil catabolic process; thymine catabolic process. Lineage: Eukaryota; Metazoa; Chordata; Actinopteri; Pleuronectiformes; Soleidae. Gene Ontology annotation, molecular function: iron-sulfur cluster binding; dihydropyrimidine dehydrogenase (NADP+) activity; uracil binding. Bases 1108 to 4173 code for a protein of 1021 amino acids. Gene Ontology annotation, cellular component: cytosol; cytoplasm. The transcript is spliced from 25 exons. The record is from RefSeq and is a predicted model, not a curated record.